Molecule: messenger RNA, 402 nt
Organism: Sycon ciliatum
Lineage: Eukaryota; Metazoa; Porifera; Calcarea; Leucosolenida; Sycettidae
Exons: 1
Coding region: 1-402 (133 amino acids)
Source: RefSeq, a predicted model, not a curated record
AUGGCAGCUCAAACCGAUGGUAUUCACUUAUCUACUACGAAGAAGAAGAAGAGACUCCUCAUCCAUGAGGGGUUUUCGUACACCAAGGACAAGGACGAACUACAGGACACGACUUACUGGAGGUGUGAGCGGCGAGGCGAAUGCAAGGGACGCUGUAAAACUGUCAGGGAUGACGUGUUCAAGACCGUUCCCCACUGCCACCCACCGGAUGCGACGCGUGUCACAGUCGAGAAAGCCAAGGAGGAGCUACGGACAAGGGCCGCAACGACAAUUGAGCCAACGAUUGCCGUUCUGAGAGCUGCAACGAAUGAUAUGUCUGCUGAUUGCCUAUCCUCGUUACCUAAGGCAUCAUCCCUUAAGAAAUCUAUCCAGCGCGAACGGCUUGCUGCCGGUAAUCAAUAG